Cylicocyclus nassatus is the source of this 375-nucleotide messenger RNA. Lineage: Eukaryota; Metazoa; Nematoda; Chromadorea; Rhabditida; Strongylidae. The record is from the annotation of a GenBank genome assembly.
AUGCCGCAAAACUGGUGCCUGAGGAAGGCGAACAGAGCAUUUAGACUAGAAAAGAGAUACGUCCGCGAAGUACCGCACUGUGCAUUUACUGACGUUGCACAGCUAGUUUUUGGUGCAUCUCCACCGCCUUCUACAUUUUUAUCAUCAAGCGGGUACCGCCACUUGCGGACGACAAGAACAUGGUUGUUGGAAGCCAAGGAUGAAGUGAAAAUGGAUGAAGAUAUCAAAAAUGAGGUAAAAGAAGAAACUCUCAAGUCCAAUACGGUUGCGGAUUGGGAACCAUCAAGGAGAGGACCCGCUCUUCCUUCAUCUCCAAAGCACAAAAGAAGGCAUGAGCUGGAGGAUACAUCAUCGUCCGGUUCAGAAGUUCGAUGA